AUGACAGAAUUCGAAAAGGCGUACGAUAAAGCUAUCGAAGACAAGAUCCUUCCCGGAUAUGCUUUACUCGCGGGUGACAAAGAUGGCAAGAUCCUCUACUCGGGUGCAAAAGGUGUUCAGUCGCUCGUAGAGGGUUCGACACGCCCUUUCCAGCUUGAUACAAUAUGCGCUAUCGCGUCAAUGACAAAGCUCAUGACCGCCGUGGCAGCCUUGAAGUGCGUUGAAGAAGAACUUAUCACGCUUGAUGAAGAUGUAGCCAAGCAUCUGCCUAGUAUUGGAAAGUACGGCAUCAUGACUGGUUUCGACGACCAGAAAAAUGAGGCGGUCACUGUGCCUCAUACGACGCCGAUCACCCUGAGGAUGCUACUGAGUCACACAAAUGGCCAUGAGUAUGACUGGUUCAAUCCUGAUCUGAUGAAGUGGCGUGCAAGUCGUGGAGAGACCCCUUGGUCUGGACCGACUGUAGAGGAAAAGUCCACUCUGCCGCUUCUAUACGAGCCAGGCACUAGCUUCAGAUAUGGCGCAGGGGCAGAUUGGGCGGGUAAACUCGUCGAAAAAGUGUCCGGGAAGACACUUGACGCCUUCAUGAAAGAGAAGAUAUGGACGCCACUGGGCAUACACGACACUACCUUCUACCCAAAAGCAAGACCCGACAUGGAGGAUCGGAUGGCGACUAUCAGCACACUAAACGAGCAGGGUGAGGGCCCGGUGGCAGAUACUAAUGGCUUUGACGUCCUGUUCGGUGCCACCGACUGCUUGGGGGGCGCUGGAUGCUUUUCGAGCGCUGAAGCCUACUUUGCUUUCCUCCAGUCCGUUCUAAGGCACGACCCCAAGCUAUUAGGUGAGGCUUCCUGGACGGAGCUCUUCAAGCCACAGCUCGAUAAGAAGUGCAAACAAGAGUUCAACAACUACCUCAAGUGUUCACCGCUGCAUACGCAGUAUCUCGGCAUGUGUCUGCCAACGGAUAUUGAGAAGCAAUGGUCGUUCGCUGGGAUGGUUGUUGAACAGGGCCAGCAAGGACGUAUGAGCCCUGGAACCGUCUUCUGGGGAGGUGUACCGAGCAUGACCUGGUAUCUCGAUUUCGAAGCUGGGGUCUGCGGCGUAGCAUUCUGCCAAGUCAUACCGCCGAUGAGCCCGAGCAUACUGAAGCUGCAUGAGCUGUUCCAGAGAGCAAUGUAUGAGAAGGCAGCAGCCUAA
Alternaria burnsii is the source of this 1197-nucleotide messenger RNA. RefSeq lists its product as uncharacterized. NCBI's taxonomy places the organism in Eukaryota, Fungi, Ascomycota, Dothideomycetes, Pleosporales, Pleosporaceae. The record is from RefSeq and is a predicted model, not a curated record. Bases 1 to 1197 code for a protein of 398 amino acids. The transcript has 3 exons.